AUGCUGGUAAUUUUACAAACAGCAAAACUAUUUUCCAGUCGGGUUCCAUCAUUUAUUGGCGCUCAAGUUUCUCGUUUUAUUUCAUACUUGUACUAUCAAAUUGAAAAGGAUGAGUUGAAAUUUGAAGGUCGAACUUUAGAUUACCCGUCGUCUACCCAAUUUUCCGUUCAACUAUUGAUGCUGAAGAAGGAUUGGGGAAAAUUGGUUGUUAUACCGAAUAGAUACUGCAGCUCUACUACGAAAAGCUGA
Brugia pahangi is the source of this 249-nucleotide messenger RNA. Lineage: Eukaryota; Metazoa; Nematoda; Chromadorea; Rhabditida; Onchocercidae. The record is from the annotation of a GenBank genome assembly.